Messenger RNA from Helobdella robusta, 2971 nucleotides. RefSeq lists its product as hypothetical. Gene Ontology annotation, cellular component: nucleus; cytoplasm; centrosome. The transcript has 14 exons. Bases 108 to 1871 code for a protein of 587 amino acids. Gene Ontology annotation, biological process: mitotic cell cycle; regulation of cytokinesis; protein phosphorylation. Gene Ontology annotation, molecular function: protein serine/threonine kinase activity; ATP binding; protein binding. NCBI's taxonomy places the organism in Eukaryota, Metazoa, Annelida, Clitellata, Rhynchobdellida, Glossiphoniidae. The record is from RefSeq and is a predicted model, not a curated record.
UGCUUAACGUGGCAGAACUUUUAAAUUCAUGUACAGAUCUAUCUAUUGUUGGGAGUAAAAUAAAAAGUAAUUAUUUUACCAAAAAAAAUAUUGAAAAUUUGUUCAAAAUGGCGAAAAGAGAAGAGCAAAAGCCAGUAGAAUUAAUUCCCGAAGUUGUGCUGGACCCCGCCUCGCAAAAGCGCUACGUUCGUGGCAGGUUUCUGGGAAAGGGUGGAUUUGCAAAAUGUUAUGAACUGACUGAUUCAGACACCAAGCAAAUUUAUGCUGGCAAGAUUGUGCCAAAGAGUCUGCUUGUUAAGCAGCACCAAAAAGAAAAGAUGACUCAGGAAAUUAGUAUCCACAAGGGCCUCUCACACAAACACAUCGUUGGCUUUUAUGGAUUCUUUGAAGACAAUGAUAAUGUCUACAUACUGUUGGAGCUAUGUAGAAGACGGUCCCUCAUGGAAUUGCACAAAAGAAGGAAAACUGUGACAGAACCAGAGGCUAGAUAUUUUGUUCACCAGAUAGCACUGGCCUGCGACCACCUCCACCAGAUGCACAUCAUACACAGGGACCUCAAACUCGGCAAUCUCUUCCUAAAUGAUGAUAUGGAAAUCAAAAUUGGAGACUUUGGUCUAGCCACUCGUGUCGAUUUCUCUGGAGAACGCAAAAAAACACUCUGUGGUACACCAAACUACAUUGCUCCCGAGGUCCUUGGUAAGAAAGGUCACAGCUAUGAAGUUGAUGCUUGGUCUCUUGGAUGUAUCUUAUACACCCUGUUGGUUGGCAAGCCUCCAUUUGAGACAUCCAACCUGAAAGACACGUACGCUCGCAUCAAGAGAAAUGAAUAUCACAUCCCUGCAGGCCGAGCCUCCUUGCAGGCCAAAUCUCUAAUUGAGCGGUUGCUUCAGGCAGAUCCAACACAACGACCGUCAAUGCAGCAUGUCCUACGUGAUGAAUUCUUCACAUCAGGUUUCAUGCCUCAUGGCCUGCCAACCAGUUGCCUAUCGACUGCACCUCGAUUUGAUCUUCUGAGAGCAGCUGACAUUGGCAGGAGACCUCUUGCUGAAGUUAAUGAUGGAGGAAAUGCUUUGACGGUUGCACAGUCAACCAUCCAGAAAGAUCAUGAAGGUGGUGGCUUGCUCGUUGAUGAUAAGAACGAUAAGAGACUGAGUGAGGAACCAGCUGACUGCUACCUAUCUGAAUUGCUACACCUACUAUCCAGUGUCACCAAUUCAAAGAACUUCGACAAGCCAAUCUGCAAUGAAGAGGAGGCAGAAGACCCGGCGGCAGUACCUAUAUACUGGGUAUGCAAGUGGGUAGACUACAGUGAUAAGUACGGGCUUGGCUAUCAGCUCUGCGACAACAGUAUCGGUGUGCUCUUCAAUGACUCCAGUCGUAUGCUGCUUGCUAGUAACGGAGAGAACAUGCAGUACAUAGAGAAGGAAGGAUCGGAGCACUUCCACAACAUCAGAGCUUUCCCAGAGACGCUGACCAAGAAAGUAACGCUGUUAAAGUACUUCAAGAAUUAUAUGAAUGAACAUCUAUUGAAGGCAGGUGCCAAUAUAAUGCCCAGGGAAGGUGAUGAGAUGACUCGCCUGCCCUUCCUUAGGACGUGGUUCAGGACCAGGAGCGCCAUCAUCCUUCAUCUCAGCAAUGGAACUUUACAGAUAAACUUCUUCCAAGACCACACAAAAGUAAUCCUCUGCCCGCUCAUGGGAGCUGUCACGUACAUCGACGAGAGGAAAAACUUCAAGACCUACCGACUGCCUCUAAUCGAGAAGUUCGGCUGCAUGAAGGACUUGGCCUCCAGGCUACGUUACGCGCGUACCAUGUGCGAUAAGUUGGUUGCUACGGCCGGAAACCGACCAAACCCUGAUGACAUUAGAUAAUGAAGACGAGGAUGGUGGUGGUGGUGGUGAUGAUGACGAUGGUGGGAAUAGUGAUAAUAACGCCGAUGUAAAUUGAUGGAUGUUGUCAUCAUCGUACUAAUAAGCAUGCCUUUCAUUCGUGUCUAUGCCAUUCUGUAGCUAUCGGUAGUAUGCUUGACGACGACGAUGAUGGUGAUGUACUGUGGGAUGAUUAUGUUGAUAAUGAUAGUAGGAUGAUGAUGAUAAUGAUGAUAAUGAACACGAUAUUAUUUUUUACGAUAAGUUUUCAUUCACUAAGUAAGCGCCGUCUAUUUUUCUUUCUUCAUUUUUGUUAUUUAACAUACGAAUGUUUUCGCCACAAAGUUCUUGACAUUUUUAACAAUGGUGUAUCAUUAUUAUUAUUACAUCAUUAAUGUUAUUUACUAUGAUUAUUGUCUAGUUAUUUAUGUCAAAUUUUUUAUAUUAUUAUUUAAUAUUCAUGACUAUUGCUUCAGGCAUUUUAUUUUCGUUUUUCGUUAUCCUAUCAGGUACAUAACAUGCAAGCAAUUAUAACUCUAUUACUAUUUUAAUAAUAACAACAAUAUACGUUAUUCUUCUUAUUAUUCUUAUUAUUGUCUACCCAUAUUUAAGUUCUUAUGAUUCAAGUAGAUAAUAAUAAUGAUUUUAAAAGUUUUGUUCAACAGAUUUUAUUACAAUAGAUAAACAAAAUAGAUAAGUAGUAUAAUUAAGAUUUACAUAUAAAUUUAAUAUAUUGUUAACAUCCGUGUGUGUGUGUGCGUGCGUAUAUAGCUGCAGUUUACUGAACUGUUUGUAUUUAAUGUGUCCAUUAUUUCAAUAUUUUCUUUCAAAACUGAUAUGCCUCAUAGAGCUAGAGUAACGACAGAAAUUGUAUGAUUAACUGUUUAAUUAUAUUUUUAUACGUCUUCCCCGCCUUCUCAUGUAUAAAUAAAUAAAUGUUAUCUAUGUAACAUGAAUGUGUUGUAUUUUUUGCCUGUGUGUGUGUGUCAAAGCCAUAAAUAUAUAUAUACAUACUUGUGUAUAUUUAUAUAUAUAUAUAUGUAUAUAUAUGGUUAAGGCAUCUUUAACAUAAAGUUAUUGAUUAAAAUAGAAAAAACAUAAAA